AGGAAGACUCCCUCCUGCCCUGUCUCAGCAGGGGCCGGGCAGGGGGCCAUGUCCCUCAUCCCAUGGCUUCGGUGGAAUGAAGGCCGGCCGUCAUCCCGGAGGCCAGCUGAGAUGGUGCUGGAGACGCUCAUGAUGGAGCUGGCAGGGCAGAUGCGAGAGGCAGAGAGGCAGCAGUGGGAGCGCAGCAAUGCGGUCAGGAAGAUCUGCACUGGAGUGGACUACAGCUGGCUGGCCAGCACGCCCCGGCCCACCUACGACCUCAGCCCUGGCGAGCGGCUGCAGCUAGAGGACGUCUGUGCCAAGAUCCACCCGUCCUACUGUGGGCCUGCCAUCCUCAGGUUCCGGCAGCUGUUAGCUGAGCAGGAGCCCGAAGUGCGGGAGGUGUCCCAGCUCUUCCGCUCGGUGCUGCAGGAGGUCCUGGACAGAAUGAAGCAGGAGGAGGAGGCCCGCAAGCUGACGAGCCAGUGGAGCCUGCGGCCCCGCGGCAACAUAGCGCUGGCCACCUUCAAGACCCGCGCGCGCAUCUCUCCCUUCACCAGCGACAUACGGACCAUCUCGGAGGAUGUGGAGCGGGACACGCCGCCGCCACUCCGUACCUGGAGCCUGCCCGAGUUCCGGGCGCCCAAAGAGGACUGA
Molecule: messenger RNA, 636 nt
Organism: Hyaena hyaena (striped hyena)
Lineage: Eukaryota; Metazoa; Chordata; Mammalia; Carnivora; Hyaenidae
Gene: RD3
Product: RD3 regulator of GUCY2D
Exons: 2
Coding region: 49-636 (195 amino acids)
Source: RefSeq, a predicted model, not a curated record